GAUGGUUAUGUGCCGGUGACAGCUCACUUGAAAAAAUCUAAGAGUAAGAAAUCUGUAAGCCUCUCUGGAUAACACACACAGGGCCAAGAGCUCAGAUCUUUAUCAAACUGUACGAGUAAACAAAUCCAAAAACAUCGAGAUGUCAAACUCGGGAGGUCGGAGACUGAAGCAGUGGCUGAUGGAGCAGAUCCAGAGUGGUCAGUACUCCGGGCUGCUGUGGGAGGAUGAAAGCCGCACAAUGUUCCGCAUUCCAUGGAAACACGCAGGGAAACAGGAUUACAACCAAGAAGUAGAUGCAUCCAUUUUUAAGGCAUGGGCUGUGUUUAAAGGCAAGUUUAAGGAGGGGGACAAGGCUGAGCCUGCCACAUGGAAGACUAGGCUCCGUUGUGCCCUCAAUAAAAGUCCUGACUUUGAGGAGGUGACAGAAAGGUCGCAGCUGGACAUCUCUGAGCCCUACAAAGUUUAUCGCAUUGUACCAGAGGAGGAGCAGAAGCAUGGAAAAAGCUCAGUUAUGGCCAUGGCAGCAACCACUAGCUCUGGUGAUAUCACUGACUGCAGCCCUGCAGAAAUAGAAGAGCUCAUUAAAGAGGAAGAAGGCUGUAGCAUCCAGGCCAGUCCAGAAUACUGGUCCCAAGGCAGCAUCAAUGCUUUCCCACUGCAUCAGGACCCUUUGCCAUCAGGCACUAUCAGCUCAGCUUUCUCCCAAAUGAUGAUCAGUUUCUACUAUGGAGGAAAGCUAAUGCAGAACACACUGGUUACUCAUCCUGAAGGCUGCAGGAUCUCCCCACAACAGCACCUGGGUCGUGGCUCCCUCUACAGUUCAGACAGCAUGCAGAGUGUUCAUUUUCCCCCUGCUGAGCUCAUUGAGUACGACCGCCAGCGCCAUGUUACACGCAAGCUCCUGGGCCACCUGGAGAGAGGUGUGCUGGUCCGUGCUAACCAGGAGGGUAUCUUCAUCAAAAGGCUGUGUCAGAGCCGUGUCUUCUGGAGCGGGCUGGGAGAAGUGGGCUCACAAUACAGCCCCAUGCCUUGUAAACUUGAGAGGGAUGCUGUAGUUAAGAUCUUUGACACAGGAAGGUUUCUUCAAGCCAUGCAGCUAUACCAGGAGGGUCAGUUUCCUGCUCCUGAUCCGACAAUAACUCUGUGUUUUGGAGAGGAGCUCCAUGAUCUCAACAAUGCUAAGAGCAAACUGGUCAUUGUGCAGAUCACUAUGGUGAAUUGCCAGCACCUGCUGGAGGCAGUGAACAUGCGCCGCUCUCAGCCUUACUGCAACAACCCAAACCUGGAUAUGUCUGAUGCCAGUGACCAGAUGGCUCGCAUCUACCAGGACCUGUGCAGCUACACUGGACCCCAGAGGUCAGCCUGCUACAGGGACAACAUGCCUAUCACAGCCUGAACAGCAUGUACUAGACAAAAUGUACAACAUAUUAGGGACAUUCCCGAUUUUCCUGACAUACACUGACAAGGUGAAUUCACAUAAAAGCCAUUAUCACCACCGGUUUUGGACUGUUUAAAUUCAUAACAGUCUCAGUGGAGACAUAAAGAUAAGGAAGAGCAAAUCUCUUAUAGUAAGGCUGCAGCUCGAUAUUAGCAUGUCCCUAAUAUUUGUAUAUAAGUUUAUAUAUUCUGGUGCCUAUUGUAACAAAUCUUCUAUGUCUUUAAAUACUUUAAUGAAAAGUCUCUCUACAGUAUGAUCAUUUAGGCAACUUAGUUCUCACAACUGCAGUUUAUUACAAUGUGCGUCAUCUUCUAUGCUGUUGUUUUUGCACUUGAGUCAGUUCCUUAUGUGAUGACCUUAUGACCAGAACAAAUGGAAAUUUUCUCAGAUAUUGUUGUAUUUUUACAGUAAAUAAUAAAUCUUUACAUGAGUUUAUAAAAACUGCAUGGAAUUUAAGAUGCAAUGUGGCAUUAUAUUACAGAUAGGUUUUACUAUCAGUUUUACUUGACCUUUAUGUCAUAAUUUUUUAUAAACUUUCUAAUAAAAUUAUGUUUGUACUGAAGUAUACACGUCUUUGUCAUGAUAUAAUCAUAUUUUUAUAUGGAUUGAUUUUGACUGUUGAAUUAUUAUUAAAUUG
Messenger RNA from Seriola dumerili (greater amberjack), 2075 nucleotides. It is a transcript of the gene irf8, whose product is annotated as interferon regulatory factor 8. The record is from RefSeq and is a predicted model, not a curated record. Gene Ontology annotation, biological process: immune system process; regulation of transcription by RNA polymerase II. Lineage: Eukaryota; Metazoa; Chordata; Actinopteri; Carangiformes; Carangidae. The coding region runs from base 140 to 1396 and encodes 418 amino acids. Gene Ontology annotation, molecular function: RNA polymerase II cis-regulatory region sequence-specific DNA binding; DNA-binding transcription factor activity, RNA polymerase II-specific; protein binding. The transcript is spliced from 9 exons. Gene Ontology annotation, cellular component: nucleus.